UGAUUGGUCAAAAGCUUUGUGUGUUAAAGUGCAUUGGUUUAGGGAAGAUGGUCAGUCACUCUGCAGUCUAAUCAGUUGUAUUAGCAUGGAGCAUGGAGCUGCUUGCCAUGUCAAAUGUCGAUCCUACAGGUAACCCCAUGUCCAUGAGCCUUGACCAGACAAUGGAAGAAAGACUAAGAGAUGACUUGAGAUAUUACUUCAUGAGUCCCUGUGAGAAAUACAGAGCACGGCGACAACUACCAUGGAAGCUGACAGUACAGAUUUUAAAAAUAGUCAUGAUUACAACUCAGCUCAUCCUCUUUGGGCUUAACAACCAGCUCGUAGUGGCCUACAAAGAAGAGAACUUAAUGGCCUUCAAGAAUUUGUUCCUGAAGAGUUACAGUGGUGUGGAUGAGGAUGACUAUAGUCUAGCUGUCUAUACUAAACAGAGUGUCUUCGAUCAUCUAUACUUCAUCAUAGAUCAGUACUCUCAGUUAGACGAGCUGACUGUGGGCUCUGUCAGCUAUGCCGAGGAGGAUGGAAAGAUCUGUCCUUUGGUCAUCUGUAAAGAGUACUACAAAAGGGGCAGCGGGAAGCAUUCGGAAAAAGCCUAUGAUAUAAAUGCCCAAACGGAGUCAGUUUGCCUAACUUUGGAUACAAAAUCUGCUGAAACAUGGAGAAUAACCAAUGCCUCUUUUUUUGAAAUUGACUUUUACAGACUUGUCAAUAUAGAAAUCUCAUUCCGGGUUAAAGGAAUCAACCUACAAACCGUCCUUUCACAUGAGUUGCCUGAUUGUUACACUUUUGCUGUUUUGAUUACAUUUGACAAUCAGUGCCAUAGUGGAAAAGUGAAAAUGACCCUUGAUAUUGAUGCUGUAAGCAGUGCAUGCAAAAACUGGAAUAUUUCAGGACAUGCACAGAAGAACACUCACUAUCUUGUAAUCUUUGAUGCUGUUGUUAUCCUUGUGUGUCUGAUCUCUUCUGUGCUUUGCAUUCGCUCUAUUUUUCUUGCAAUUAGGUUACUUCAGAGAUUUUCCAAGUUCUGUUUCUGGAAGUAUAACCAUAAAGUAUGUGAGGAGGACCAACGAGAAUUUUUAAAUGGCUGGUACAUCUUGGUAAUAAUCAGUGAUGUCAUGGCAAUCGUAGGGUCCAUACUGAAGAUGGAAAUUCAGGCAAAGAGCCUAACCAGCUAUGAUGUGUGUAGCAUCUUUUUAGGAACAUCAACACUCAUGGUCUGGGUUGGUGUCAUUAGAUAUUUAGGUUAUUUCCAGAAGUAUAAUGUUCUUAUCCUUACUAUGCAGGCAGCUCUACCCAACGUUCUCCGCUUCUGCUGCUGUGCAGGGAUGAUUUAUCUGGGCUACACUUUCUGUGGGUGGAUCGUUUUAGGGCCCUACCAUGAAAAGUUUGAGGAUCUGAGCCGUGUGGCCGAAUGCCUCUUCUCCCUGGUCAACGGGGACGACAUGUUCCCGACAUUCGCCGAGUUCCAGCAGAAGAACACUGUGGUGUGGCUUUUCAGCAGGGUCUACCUUUACUCUUUCAUUUCUCUCUUCAUCUACAUGGUGCUCAGCCUUUUCAUAGCUCUCAUCACGGACGCUUACGAGAGCAUUAAGCGCUACCAGAAAAACGGGUUUCCCAUGACAGAGCUGCAGCUGUUUCUGAGUGUGAAGAAGGAGUUCCCAGAGGGGGAGGAUGUAGAGAAUGGAGAGAAAAGCAGCUCCAAUAGCUUCUCCUCCUACACUAUGCUGUGUGGCUGCAGAAGAGUUUCCACAGAUGAUUAUUCAGUUCUCAUCAGUUGAUCUCAUGAUAAAGAACGGCAGAGAUGGGGGCCCCGAAUCAUAUGACUUGAGCCAGACUUAAGUCGCAUAUUUGAGACUUGCUUGACAAAUAUUAAAAAAAGACUCGACUUGACUUUGACUUGACAUUCAUGACUUGAGACUUACUUGUGACUUGCACAUGUGACUUUCUCCCACCUCUGAAGAACGGUUCCCUGAACUGAGGCAAGGCUGUCUUCAGUGGAAUAUCGGUGAUUGUGGACUUUUAAAAUGCCUCCAUUAUAAUGUGUUGACUGUAUAUCAUCUACCCUAUCGUUUACAUGGGUAUUAGGAACGGGAACAUAACCCGCAUUAACCAAAGGAAGACGGACUGGAAUAUAAUUAAGGCUGAAGAGUAAAAAGAUUUGCUGGGAAAUUAAUCUUAAUGGGCAAGCACAAUGUUAUCUCUGCCAUACUGUAUGUUACAAAUACAGGAAAAGAGGAAAACUAUUUUACAUUUACUCGUUAACAGAAGUAAGAAGUUCUGAUCAAUUUCAAGGAAAUGGCUUCAAUGCAUGUUAUGCUUCAUUAACUAUUAAUACAGCUUUUAGUUAUUGUUAAAAAGAUUUAGCAAUUCAGCAAACUCUAAGAGAAAUAAGACUCUGGAUUUCUAAUAGAAAAUCACCACCUGUCGCUUUUAUUUAUUUGUUUAUGUAGAUGGAAACAUCACUUCUUGCGUCUACUCUCACUUCUUGUUCUUACUUAACUCACUCAAUAAAAAGAAAGGUGAGAAAUCAAA
Messenger RNA from Tachysurus vachellii, 2529 nucleotides. It is a transcript of the gene mcoln2, whose product is annotated as mucolipin TRP cation channel 2. Gene Ontology annotation, molecular function: NAADP-sensitive calcium-release channel activity. NCBI's taxonomy places the organism in Eukaryota, Metazoa, Chordata, Actinopteri, Siluriformes, Bagridae. The record is from RefSeq and is a predicted model, not a curated record. The transcript has 14 exons. Gene Ontology annotation, cellular component: membrane. Bases 93 to 1775 code for a protein of 560 amino acids.